CGCUGAUGUCAGUAGGUUCGGUGCUGCAUUUCGUGGUGCAUGGUGUAUUGCUGGGCAGUUCGUUAACUCGGGUCGCUCCUUUUGGCACACACACAUGCAAACCCGCCAGGAAAGAUGUCUAUCGUCAAACUCGGUGUUAUAAUAUCGGCCCUGUUGUUGUGCUUGGUCUCACCGGGACACACAGUGAAAAAGGUAUUUAAAUGUCCUUCAUCAUGCAGCUGUUCCAAGGAGUCUAUUAUUUGCGUUGGGUCUUCGUACGUCCCACGGAUCACCCCGAACGAUGUAAAUUCACUGAGCAUUGUGAACGGAACCUUUUCCGAGAUCAAGGAGGCUAUGUUCGCACACAUGCCGUCUCUACAGUUACUAUUACUUAAUUCAAAUGCCCUUACUACAAUCAGGGAUGAUGCAUUCUCUGGUCUUCCUCACCUGGAAUAUUUAUUUAUUGAAAACAAUAAGAUUGAAAGCACGUCAAAGUAUUCAUUUAGAGGACUGCGAGACCUGACCCAUCUGUCUUUGGCGAAUAACAACAUCAAAGCCUUGCCAAGAGAUCUCUUCACUGAUCUGGAUUCAUUAAUAGAAUUAGACUUGAGGGGCAAUGUGUUUGAGUGCGACUGUCGUGCUAAGUGGCUAAUGAUGUGGCUGAAGCAGACCAAUGCCACUGUGUCGGAUGUCCUCUGUGCUGGCCCUGAGGAGAUGAUGGCUAAAAGGCUGAAUGACAUGGCGAGCCUCCACGAUGAGUGUAUCUCUACAGAUUUCAUUCCACUCCACUCUGUGGCCAUCGAGUCUCUGUCUGUGGAUACGUUUUCCCACAAGAACGAUGUGUAUGUGACCAUCGCCGCUCCUAACAUAGAAAGUUGCAUGGUACUCCAGUGGGACCACAUCGAGAUGAACUUCAGGAGUUACGACAACAUUACAGGCCAGUCCAUCGUUGACUGCAAGUCAGUGAUCAUCCAGAACCAGGUAUUUGUGAUUGUUGCUCAGCUUUUUGGAGGUUCUCAUAUCUAUAAGUUUGAUGAAGACCAAAGCAAAUUCACCAAGUUUCAGGACAUUGAAGUAUCCAAGAUCUCCAAGCCCAAUGACAUUGAAGCCUUUCAGAUCGGUGAGGACUGGUUUUUCAUUAUAGCUGACAGCUCUAAGGCUGGUCUUUCAACCCUCUACAAGUGGAAUGACAAGGGCUUCUAUUCCUACCAAUCCUUGCAUGAGUGGUUCCGUGAUACUGAUGUAGAGUUUGUGAACCUGGAUGGCAAGGCUCACCUCAUUCUGGCCAGUCGUUCUCAAGUUCCUGUCAUUUACCAGUGGAGCAAGAGUGUGCAGAAGUUUGCCUUGCAAGGGGAAAUCCCUAAUAUGGAAGAUGUUGUAGCUGUCAAAGCUUUCUGGAUUAAGGAGGAGCUUUACCUGGCCAUGACACGAUACAUUGGUGACUCCAAGGUCCUUCGCUGGGGUGCGAAGCAUUUCACAGAGGUUCAGGCCCUUCCUUCAAGAGGCUCCAUGAUUCUUCAGCCAUUCUCCUUCAAAGAUCGAGACUACCUCGCUUUAGGCAGUGACUACACUUUCUCACAGGUCUACCUGUGGGAUGCGGAGAAGAAGACCUUUGACCGCUUUAAGGAGGUGUACAUUCAGGCCCCGCGCUCUUUUACUGUGGUCUCCACAGACCGCAGGGACUUCAUCUUCGCAUCCAGCUUCAAGGGCAGCACGCAGAUAUUUGAGCAUGUCAUUAUUGAUCUGAGCCUGUGAGGUUCUUUGUAGACACAGGGUCCAAAUGGCUAAAUCGAGGCAUCUCAGCACCCUCCAGCGUCUUCCAUCCGAAAAAUUUCUAAUAUGCUGGGGGAGGGAGGGUGGUUGAAGUGGACAGGGUUUAUUGGAAAGGAAGUUGUGGUUUUAUCAGGUAUGUAAUGUAAAUUAAAUUCAUUGGUACAUGAUAUUUUGUGCAUUUGUAUAAAGUCAUAAGACUUCACAUUUAUUUAUGAGGACCCUUGCCAUUUGUGUUUUGUUUGUUUCUUUGUUUUUAAAAUAAUCAUGAAUGAUGAACUCUGAGAGCAAAUGUUUCUGUAAUAUCCAAAUCAUUAUCAUAUGUAAAACUAGCAAUAUCUUUAAGCACUUGACAUUUCUGCAGCAGUCAGACUGUGGCAUCAUGCAUGAUACAGAAAAAGAUUUGAAUACUGGCAUGCUAAAAAAAUGAUGUUACCAUAUGAACUACAGGUGACAAAUGAAAUUUGUGCAAAUUCUGUAACAUUCAUUUCAAUAGUAUGUUUGACACAUGCCACUUUAUGGACAUAUACUUGCACUAUUUUUUAAAUCUUAAUUUAUCAUUUUAAUGAAUGUAGGACCUGGUAGUACAUACUAAAUCAUCUAAAACUAAACCACAUAAAAGUAUGUUGAGUCAUGCUUUUAAUACUAACAUGCUUACAUUGCCUUAGGAGUGCUUUGAAUUUUAGUGCAAAGAACGCUCUAGUCUGUAAAUCCUUUCUGCAUAUAUCCACUUCCAUCUUAUAUAUGAACCCACUUGUUUAACUUGAACUCAUUGUGAAUCCCUUUUGACUGUGCAGAAUGGAACAGUGCUUUAAACUGUUGGUAUUCGUGUUUUCAUCUUCCUUGAGAUGCAAUGCUGCGUUACCAUGGGAGAUUCAUUCUCAUCUGGAAUUUGAGUCAUACAAUGGCAUGCUCUCAUUUUAAUUACUAAGAAUUAGAUACUAAUUUCUUUGUCCCUAAUUAAAAUUCUGUUUAAUAACA
Molecule: messenger RNA, 2730 nt
Organism: Electrophorus electricus (electric eel)
Lineage: Eukaryota; Metazoa; Chordata; Actinopteri; Gymnotiformes; Gymnotidae
Gene: lgi2a
Product: leucine-rich repeat LGI family, member 2a
Biological process (GO): inhibitory synapse assembly
Molecular function (GO): protein binding
Source: RefSeq, a predicted model, not a curated record